CCCAACCUCGCUGGCGUCUGCCCUGCCUCGCCGACACAUUUCCAUCUUGACUAACGCGUCAACGGUGGUUGGCUGAAAGCCUGAAAUCUCUUUCUCCACCCGUGUGGUCUAUGGAUCUUGACUCCGGAUGGAGGGAUAGCCAACCAGACUGCGCGCCGAGGUGAAGCCGUGAUCUCUGCACUGACGCCGGCCGGCCGAUUGAUCCUACAGCAAGGUACUAAGUUCUCUCAGGACAUUUAGGCUCCUUGUGUUACCGUAGAGUGCUUCGAUACAGGAACAAACAGAAGCUUGGGCACGCUUGGUUUGGUGAAUUGGACAUCGCAGAAGGGGCCAAGGCGUCCCGCAUCGCAACGCAGCCUUGAGACAAACAACUUUCAUAGGCUUCAAGAAAAUAACAUCAGAUGGAAUACGAACUAGAUCUUCCAGAAAAUAAUCUUCGAUAUUUCAUCCAACACAACAAGGCAAAGUGGACAUGCGACAACAACCAUAAUAUCAAGUAUUUCACAGAAGAUGAGAUCAGAAUUAUUACCAGCAGCUACGACACCAAGAUUGGAGGUGGUGCCUUUGGAGAUGUUUACAGAGGAGUUCUCAGUGAUAGCCGUUUAGUUGCAGUGAAGAGAAACAUCCGCCCUAAUACAAAAGAGGAGUUUGCUAAAGAGGUCAUCGCUCAUAGUCAAAUCAACCAUAAGAAUGUAGUCAGGCUCCUGGGGUGCUGCAUAGAGGAAAAUGCUCAAGCGAUGAUAUUUGAGCAUGUAUCCAAAGGUAACCUUAGUGACCAUCUCCAUUGUAGUGAAGCUAUAAUCUCAUUGGAGACAAGGUUGAACAUCGCAAUAGAUUGCGCCGAAGCAUUAUGGUGCAUGCAUUCCAUGUACAGACCCGUUGUUCAUGGUGACAUCAAGCCCUCCAAUAUCCUGUUGGAUGACAACUUCCAUGCAAAAAUAUCAGAUUUUGGAUUAGCAAGGCUUCUCUCAGGAGGCGACACUGACUGGACUAUAAAUGUGAAGGGGAGCAUUGGUUACAUGGAUCCAACAUUUAUCAAGGACGGAUGCCUUUCCCCCAAGAAUGAUGUUUAUAGCUUUGGGGUUGUUCUGGUUGAGCUAAUUACUAAGACAAAGCCAACGGGCAACAAAAAGGAAAUUGUUGAAAGGUUUGCUCGAUUUUCUGCAAAAGAAAAGACAGCAAGAGAGUUGUUUGAUGUAGACAUCACAAAUGCUGACAGCAUGAAGGUUCUUGAAGGUAUUGGACAAAUAGCAAAAGCUUGCCUGAAAGAGAAGAUUUGUGAACGUCCUGAAAUGAACAUCGUGGUUGGACGGCUCUGGGAGCUCAGAACGACUCUAGAACAAGCAAUAGGAAAGACAGGCCGGCGAUUCGUUCCUAAAGGUCAGAGUAUCCUGAAGAAAUGGUAUCUGCAGCAUGACGCAAACAAAAUUGCCUCAAGGUCAUCGCUCUCUGUGCUGACGACUCUUGGAAUAUUCAGAAGGAAGGUCCCCAGUGUUAUUGACAAGACACUGUGGCACAACAACGUUAUGAUUUUCACAUAUAAGGAAUUGAAGAUUAUCACAAAGAACUUCUCAACCGUUAUUGGCAAAGGAUACUAUGGUACGUGCUACAUGGGAGCACUUGAUGACGGCACCAGAGUGUCUGUGAAGAUACUGCAUUCAAAUCACUGCCAGCAGUUUGAUGUCGAAGGCGAAAUAACCAUCCAUUCUCGAAUGCACCAUAGCAACAUUGUGAAGCUUGUUGGUUGCUGCUUGAAGAACUCUUCUCCAGCUUUGGUGUGUGAGUAUGCACCCAAUGGCACGCUCGACAAACAUUUGUUCAAGAACGGCUCAGAGAAGUGUUGGGGAACAACAACAGAGCAUCAGCAUGUCGGCCAGCAGCUGCUGGAUCUGGAAAUGCGCUACCAGAUUGCGCUGGGGGUCGCGAGGGCGAUGGAGUACCUGCAUGAGGAACUCCAAGAGGGGUGGUGGGUGCUACACUGCGACAUCAAGCCGGAGAACAUCCUCCUAGAUGACCACUUCCGCCCCAUGCUGUGCGACUUUGGGUUGUCCAAGAUGGCGAAAAAAACCGAUGAUCCGGUCAUCGUGGCUGCCAUCAUCAGCACGGAGCCUGAGCCCGACACUAUGACCGUGUCUAGAAUCCGUGGCACCCGUGGGUACAUGGCGCCUGAGUGGGUUAUCCAUAGACAACCCAUCACCGCCAAGGCUGAUGUCUACAGCUUCGGCGUGGUACUGCUCGAGAUCAUCGUCGACCGCCGUAGCUACGGCUUCCGCCAAGAGUCGGUGGGUAGCGAGGACUGGUACUUUCCAAAAUGGGUGUACGAGAAUUACGUGGACCACCGUAUGGCUGAGAUACUGGAUCCACAAGUCAUCACCGCCUUCCAUGGCGAUGGCGUCAGUGUCGCCACCAUCGAGCGCAUGGUCAAGACGGCCAUAUGGUGCCUGCAGGAUCAAGCCGAGAUGCGGCCUUGCAUGAGUAAGGUCAUCAAGAUGCUCGACGGGACUGUCAAGAUCACCGAGCCGGCGAAGCCUGAAAUCUUCUGCUUGUUGAAGGAGGAGGAGGAUGAUUUUUAGUCUGUCCGUACCUACAUGGAUUAUUCGUGUAACUUCUAUUUCAUCCGUCGUUCUGCAGGCUUUUUUUGUACCUUGUGUGCGUUCUGUUUUAAUACUCCCUCCGUUCGUUUAUGUAAGACGUCCGUUCACAAACUAAAACUGUUUUUUUUUUGUUUGACGUCCGUUCACAAA
Panicum virgatum (switchgrass) is the source of this 2744-nucleotide messenger RNA. RefSeq names its product G-type lectin S-receptor-like serine/threonine-protein kinase At1g67520. Gene Ontology annotation, molecular function: ATP binding; protein kinase activity. Gene Ontology annotation, biological process: protein phosphorylation. NCBI's taxonomy places the organism in Eukaryota, Viridiplantae, Streptophyta, Magnoliopsida, Poales, Poaceae. The coding region runs from base 402 to 2573 and encodes 723 amino acids. The transcript has 2 exons. The record is from RefSeq and is a predicted model, not a curated record.